UCGGCUUAGCGUCCAUUGGUGGACAGCCCAAGUAAUGACUAGCGUCAACCAAGUCACAUACUGACUAGGACAACAAUAAACAUACAACUGGCGCGUCCCUCCACGGAUCAUAGCCUUUGGAAACGGGAAUUAUCCGUCGUACGAUGUACAGGUGUUAGGCGUCUGGUAGUCUUGGGGGCAUAUUCCACUCUCCACGCGUCCGCAAGGUACGUGGGUGGCUCACUCCAUGGAAACGGCGAUCACGCUCGCGGCAUAAUCAUAAUUGAACCUCUUCAAGACCGCCGCCGCCAGGCGUCAGCGAUUGUGUUGCCGACGACGCAGCCGGCUUGCGCCUUAGGCUCGCUCUGCGAAACACACCAUCGCUGUUCAACAACAUGCCCAAACAACCCCGGGCUUGCCAGCAUACAACCCUCCAGCUCGAGCCAUCGGCGUGCGCCGCUCGUGUCGGCUUUACGCCCACUGCCGCCACCGAGCUCCUCGCGGCGGCCGAAUUAUCCGGGGAAACUCACCACGAUGGUGUUGUUGGCACGGCGGAAGCGGUGGUAAAAGAGCUGUCGGCGUUCUUCCCGGCUCCUCUGAUCCUGCCGGGGGACGAACUCGCCUACGAGCCCACCGAGGAAGGGCAGUCGUGUCACGAGUGGCUGCAUGAGACGGAGAGGAACCAGCCCAUGGCGAAGCGCGGGACUCUGUAUGUUGCUUCUGUGCCAAGGAUCGAUCCGGAAGUCAAGCACGUCGAGACGUGGACAAGGCCAGGAGCCGCGGCGGCGCGAAAAACCCCUCCAGGUGAUGCGUCGCUCCUCCAGCCGCCCCAAGCCGAGGACAUUAUCGACUUCCUGAGCGCAUUCUACCACGGCGUACCAGUAAAGCCGUUUCCGCAGCAGCUACGGUUCGUCGCCUGGGACGGCGAAACGGACAGAGAGGACGUGCGCAACGGCAUGUCCUACAUUGGCCUCGCCACAACACGGGAUAACAACUGCACCCGGAUCCGCGCGCGUACAUCGCCUGACGGGGAGGUCUUCCCGAAGCAGCUCAACCUCGAGGACAUUCUGGACGCGGGCAUCGAGAUGCUGCCCGGCGACGCGUACGCGCUGCUACUCCUGGUCGACCACGACCUGUACGAGAGCGACGAAGACGACUUCUGCUGCGGCCGGGCGUACGGCGGGAGCCGGGUGUGCGUGGUGCAGACGGCCCGGUACCACCCGGCGCUCGACGCGCACGCGGGCAUAGACGCGGCGCACAUGUGGCCCACGUCGCACUGCAAGACCUACCUCGACAAGCUGUGCCGCGCCGAGGGCAUCAGUGUCGCCUCCGGCGGCGGCCGGGGGUCUGCUGCUGCCGCUGCUGCGGGCGGCAGCAGCAGCAGCAGCAGCAGCAGCAAGCCACCUCUGCGAGCUGCCGUUGACGCCGCUGUCCAGGCCGCACAAGGUUCACUCACAGGAAAAACCUCUACUGUCGCCACCACGUCCGGCAGCGGCACACCUGCUGCCGGGGCGGUAUCGCAAGCAGACCAGGAGGCAAUGGGCCGCCCCAGCCCGGCACAGCGACAGCGACAGCAGCAGCAGCAGGGCCUCUGGCUCUCCCGCCUGGCCAGGACGACGGCGCACGAGCUCGGGCAUUGCUUCGGCAUGGACCACUGCGUGUACUACGCCUGCCUGAUGCAGAGCACAGCCAGCAUGGCCGAGGACGUGCGGCAGCCGCCGUACUUGUGUCCCGUGUGCCUGAACAAGGUCGCGCACGCUGUUGCGGGGGAGCUGCUGCCAGGGACUCGAGGAGGGAAGAUGAGAAAAAUGCAGCAGCCACAGAAGAAGAAGGCAGCAACAACGAGAGGAGGAUCUCGUGAUGUGCUACGGGCAGCCGAGGCGCCGGAGACGACGGACUACCUGAUCCAGAGAUACGCAGCCAUCGCCGACUUCUGUGGCAAGUGGGCGCCGCACGUAGGCAUGUUUGCGGGAUACAGGGCGUGGGCGCUCGCGAGGAUUGACAGCUUGCAGGGCGGGAGCAGCCGCCGCUCCCCAGAGGGCCCAGAGGGACGGCAGGUCAUCAUAAUCUUGGACGACUGAUUCCCCAGCGUUGCACGCACGGGCGAUGGGAGGCCCCAUUGAUCAUUGCACCACUGGACUCUGAUCGGGAGAUGUAGAGCAGGUGGUCCUCAUGCUGUCCGGGAAGAAAAACACCAGAAUCUUCCUACACGGUCGAUGAUGCGGUGCCUUUGCUGCUUGCUGCGGCCUUGAUGCUAAUCUUGUCUCUUGAAGCAGACUCCCAAAUCGCCUCACUCCACUGAAAAGAAAUAUUGA
Microdochium trichocladiopsis is the source of this 2294-nucleotide messenger RNA. RefSeq lists its product as uncharacterized. The transcript has 2 exons. Bases 375 to 2060 code for a protein of 561 amino acids. Gene Ontology annotation, molecular function: metallopeptidase activity. Lineage: Eukaryota; Fungi; Ascomycota; Sordariomycetes; Xylariales; Microdochiaceae. Gene Ontology annotation, biological process: proteolysis. The record is from RefSeq and is a predicted model, not a curated record.